AUAACAACAGGUUAAAUACCUAUGUACUCAAGAAUCCACUUCAGAAUUUCAAAAAAAAGAAAUUGGAGACUAGCUAAAAACAAUAAUAAUAAAAAUGGAUAUAUUAUUUUGCCUUAUUUCACCUUUAUUUCUUACAUAUUAUGUGCUGGCUUUGGAUUCUCCUGAUUGUCCCGAAGGAUGUAAGGAAGUAAUGUACUUUCCUGACAAAAUAUGUCACAAAUUCUGGCGAUGUUUCGAUGAUACGGCUUACCUAUUCAUAUGCCCUCGUGGUCGUCAAUGGAAUCCUGUCCUGAAUAAUUGCGAUUUACCGGAAUCGGCUGGUUGCACUGGAAUGGGAUGGCGCAAUAUUUCUUCAGAGUGCCCAAAUACGAUAACAACUACAACUACAAUACAACCAGUAACACAACCCCAAUGCGAAAACGAAAAAGAUGGUACCUUCUACCCAAACAACGAGUGUAGUAAAUUCUGGACAUGCGCCAACGGCAUUGCCUACCAAUUCGACUGCCCAAAAGGCCUAUACUGGAACUCCAAUUUAAACGUUUGCGAUUGGCCAUUGUUUGCCGGAUGUACUCAAGGAAAAGUGAAUAUGUAAACAUGAAUUUGUAUAGAGACUGAAAGAGAAGUAUUUCGCUGUAGUUAGAUUACUUGUACAGGCCUAUUAUUUAAUAUUUCCAUGUUUGGCUUGCAUCCACUUUUUUAUUAAAUUAAU
Messenger RNA from Ceutorhynchus assimilis (cabbage seed weevil), 709 nucleotides. The record is from the annotation of a GenBank genome assembly. Lineage: Eukaryota; Metazoa; Arthropoda; Insecta; Coleoptera; Curculionidae.